GCGGGCGGCAGGGUACACUCCAGCCUGGGUAGGUGAGCCGGCUGUGCCCCAGGCCGGAUGGGUAAGCAGGCUGCACUUCACGCCGGAAAGGUGAACCAACUGUCUUCCCUGGCUGCGUUCUUCUCACAGAACCAUGAAGUUUCGGGCUAGGAUCUCCAGCAAGCGUUUUCUAGAGCUCUUUAUCCAGGUCAGCGGCACCGUAGCAAGGCUGGCAAAGGUCUGUGUCCUCCGCGUGUGCCCUGACAGGCUGUGCUUCUGCCCCACUGGGCUGCUGGGGGAGGCCCAGCUGUGGGGUGAGGUGAGGCAGGAAGCCUUCCACCGCUUCUGCAUGGAGGGUGUUUCGGAGGAGUUCAAUGAGAUCUAUCUAGAGCUCAUGGCUGAGCAUCUGGCCAGAGCGGUGAGGAAUGCAGGCAACGCUUCAUCCCUGAAGCUCCAGCUCACCAACAAGCAGCGCCCCUGCCUGACUGUGGCGGUGGAGCUGGCGUCCUGCCCCGGCCACACCCGCGCCAUGGUCCACGAUCUGCCUGUGAGGGUGCUUCCCCGGAGGUGGUGGAAAGCGUGCACCGCGCCCCGGGUUCGGGCCUCUGAUGUGAGUGUUUAUCUGCCAGCCUUGAAGACCCUGAAGAACAUCGUGGAGAAGAUGGCAAACGUGGGAGAUCGUGUGCUGGUGGAAGCAAAUCUAAACGGCAAAAUGAACUUGAGCGUAGAAACUGAUACAGUGACUAUUAAAAGCUAUUUUAAAAAUCUUGGAAUUCCUCCCAAAUCCGUUCUGGGUCUGUCUCAAGGCAAAGACCCGGAGAACAUGGUGCAAGUGCGGGUAAAUAACAGGAAGCUCCUACAGUUUUUCGACGGACAGCAGAUAAACCCCACAGUGGCCUUGUGUAAUAUUUUGAGCAAUACUCUGCUUCAUCUUGUUUUGGUUCAUGAAGACACCUCUCUUCAGUAUUUUAUUCCUGCUUCAUAAAUACUCAAGCAGCCCCGAUUUUCAUUUUU
Molecule: messenger RNA, 993 nt
Organism: Acomys russatus (golden spiny mouse)
Lineage: Eukaryota; Metazoa; Chordata; Mammalia; Rodentia; Muridae
Gene: Hus1b
Product: HUS1 checkpoint clamp component B
Exons: 1
Coding region: 134-964 (276 amino acids)
Biological process (GO): nucleotide-excision repair; mitotic intra-S DNA damage checkpoint signaling; meiotic DNA integrity checkpoint signaling
Cellular component (GO): checkpoint clamp complex; site of double-strand break; nucleolus
Source: RefSeq, a predicted model, not a curated record